AUGUCGGCACCCGUACGGGCUGUUCGUCAAGUAAAGCCAGUUUUAUCAUUAUCUAAAGCUGAAGCUCAUAGAAGAGUCUUAAAUUUAUACAGAUCAUGGUACCGACAAAUACCUUAUAUUCUAUUGGAUUAUCAUAUUCCCAAGAGUGAGAAUGACUUGAGAGCCAAAAUUCGAGAAAAGUUUUACGAAAACAAAAAUGUCACCGAUAUACGUGUAAUUGAUCUUCUUGUCGUUAAGGGUCAGAUGGAGCUGAAAGAAACAUCAGAGAAAUGGAAAAACAAAGGAACUUUAAUGAACUACUUCAAUGAUACAGUCGAAAAAAAGCCUACUGGUUUUAUGGCAAAGUUUUUGAAUGGUCAAGAUUAA
This is a messenger RNA of Cotesia congregata, 366 nucleotides long. The record is from the annotation of a GenBank genome assembly. Lineage: Eukaryota; Metazoa; Arthropoda; Insecta; Hymenoptera; Braconidae.